UUAACACCUACACGAUAGCGAACUAGAACAACAACAACAACAACGAAACGAAACUUACGUAACUUGUAAUAUAUCGUGAUACUGCUAAAGUUACACCAUCAGGUAUUCAUUCACUGAUACGAAAUGUCUUUUUGUUCGUGGUUUGGUGGUGAGAAAUACAGGGAUCACUUUGAUAAAGGAGUGUAUGCCUGUUCAAACUGUGGUGAAGAACUGUUUCAUAGUUCGAAGAAGUAUGAGCAUAACACACCAUGGCCAGCAUUCUACGACACUGUGACACCAGACUGCCUUUCAAAGCGCCAAGAAUCUCCAUCAGCCCUAAAGGUAUCCUGUGCUAAAUGUGGAAAUGGUCUUGGUCACGAGUUCCUUGGUGAUGGACCAAAGAAAGGCCAGAGUCGUUUCUGAAUAUUCAGUGCCUCAUUAAAGUUUAUACCAAAAUAACAUAAAUAGGCUUAUUUUCUGAAGAGAAAAUUGGAUUUCCUGCAAGCAAGAAAAUGAUACACGUCUUUACCCUAAUGAAAAAUGAUUCAUUCUUCGCUGGGACUAACCACUGGUACACUAUAUAAGAACAGCAUUAAAUUGAGUAAGUUUCAGAAAUGAAGCAUGGAUGAUCAAAUCUGAGAAUAACAAUUGUUGCCAAGUUAACACAUCUGACACAAGACACAAGAAUACAGUUUCAGUUAUUUCAGUGAACAU
Messenger RNA from Mercenaria mercenaria, 693 nucleotides. Its product is annotated as methionine-R-sulfoxide reductase B1-like. Lineage: Eukaryota; Metazoa; Mollusca; Bivalvia; Venerida; Veneridae. Gene Ontology annotation, molecular function: peptide-methionine (R)-S-oxide reductase activity. The transcript is spliced from 4 exons. The record is from RefSeq and is a predicted model, not a curated record.